AUGGCCCCCGAGCAGCUCGUCCGGCGCCAUCUCGCCGUGCGACGCCGCCUGCUCGCGGCGGAGACGGAAAGGGACGACCUCAGCGCCAACCUCCGCAGGCUCGCGGGCGUGCACGAGAAGCUCGAGGGCGAGCUCCGGGAGGCGGGCGGCGUCGGCGACGAAGACGCGAAAGACGCGCAGCGCGAGCUCGAUGACCACGCGCUCGCCACGAUCGACGUGGACAAGGAGUCGCUCAUCGAGCGCCACCUCCUCGCGAUAUCCAAGCUGACCGCGACGGAGGCUGAAUGCGCGUCCCUCGCGGCGACCGCGGAGGGCGUCGAGGAGAAGAAUUGCGAGCUGCGAGCCGAGAUACGCCGUAGGAAAUACGCGAGGCUCGGCGGCGAUUCCGCGCGCAUCGACGUCGGACGCGUCGCGCAGGAUACGGGCCACGACGACGACGACGACGCGCGCCUCCGGGUGGACGCGACGAGGAACGCGUCGCCGCCCGCGAGGCCUUCGUCGCCGCCGCUCAUCAUCCGAGCGGCGGAGGAGUCCGGGAUGCCGUUCACGCUCGCCGACGCGAUGGCGCCGUGCGACGAAGCGCGGGUCGUGGUGGACGAGGACGGCGGCACGGUGAUUCACGUCAACGCGGCGUGGGAGCAGUUGUGCGGGUACAGCGCCGAGGAGUGCGUGGGCGUCGACCUGAAGGAGCUCAUCGAGUGCCCCGACAGCGAAGAGGCGCUCUUCAAGGCGCUCGUCACCGCGGUGAAGCAGCAGGGAGCGUGCGCGGAGGCCAGGCUGACGGGGUACCGCAAGGACGGCAGCGAGUUCAUCGCGAGGUUACGAGUGAGCCCGCUGUACUGCGAACGGACGAACAAGCGGAGCUUCGUCGGGGUGAUGACGCUCUCGAGGUCGACGCACAAUUCCGACGACGACUUACCCGCAGCGGCGGAGAAGAACUCGAACUCGCCCCCGCCGAGGACCGCGUCGCUGUCGCCGCCGCUGCCGGUGAGGCAGGAGAACGGGAAGGUGUACGUGGGCGGCGACCCGAACUGCCUGGCCCCUCCGCUCAAGCGAAAGCUGUCACCGCCCACGCCGGAGAAUGAGGAAAUUGACGGCGUCGCCAAGACGCGUUCCAACGGUCACGCCGACGGCGUGACGAACGGGCUGGCGAUAAACGAACGCCUGACGAGGAGCACCCGGAAUCGGAGCGGAGGAACGAGAUGA
This is a messenger RNA of Micromonas commoda, 1206 nucleotides long. RefSeq lists its product with no specific name. NCBI's taxonomy places the organism in Eukaryota, Viridiplantae, Chlorophyta, Mamiellophyceae, Mamiellales, Mamiellaceae. The transcript has a single exon. The coding region runs from base 1 to 1206 and encodes 401 amino acids. The record is from RefSeq and is a predicted model, not a curated record.